Molecule: messenger RNA, 10276 nt
Organism: Candoia aspera
Lineage: Eukaryota; Metazoa; Chordata; Lepidosauria; Squamata; Candoiidae
Gene: MECP2
Product: methyl-CpG binding protein 2
Exons: 3
Coding region: 11-1438 (475 amino acids)
Biological process (GO): negative regulation of transcription by RNA polymerase II
Cellular component (GO): heterochromatin; nucleus
Molecular function (GO): methyl-CpG binding; chromatin binding; double-stranded methylated DNA binding
Source: RefSeq, a predicted model, not a curated record
UGCGAAGAAAAUGGCGGCGGCGCCGAGCGGAGAUGAAGAGAGACUGGAAGAAAAAUCCGAGGACCAAGAUUUACAGGGUCUAAAGGACAAAUCCCCCAAAUCUAAAAAAGUUAAGAAAGAGCGGAAAGAAGAAAAGCAACAUGAGCGUGCUCAGCGCUCUGCGGAGCCAGUUGAAGCAGGCAAGGCUGAGAUGUCUGAAGGAGCUGGAACUGCUCCAGCUGUACCUGAAGCCUCUGCGUCUCCCAAACAGCGCCGCUCCGUCAUCCGAGAUCGUGGCCCCAUGUAUGAUGAUCCUACUUUGCCUGAGGGCUGGACUCGCAAACUCAAGCAGAGAAAAUCCGGUCGCUCUGCGGGGAAGUAUGAUGUCUAUCUUAUCAACCCCCAAGGCAAGGCCUUCCGCUCUAAAGUUGAGCUCAUCGCCUACUUUGAGAAGGUGGGAGACACUUCUCUGGAUCCUAAUGAUUUUGAUUUCACGGUGACUGGACGUGGGAGCCCCUCACGACGAGAACAGAAGCCUCCUAAGAAAGCUAAAACCCCUAAAACUCCUGGCACAGGCCGUGGACGAGGUCGACCUAAAGGUAGUGGCUCUGCCAAGCCCAGAGGAACUGCUUCGGAAGGUGUACAGGUGAAAAGGGUGAUUGAGAAGAGUUCGGGAAAGCUGCUAGUCAAGAUGCCUUUGCAGUCAUCUUCGGUGGGAGCAAAGGCAGAAGGCACAGGCGGGGCUACCACCUCAGCACAGGUCAUGGUUAUCAAGCGUCCUGGACGUAAACGGAAACCCGAAUCAGAUCCCCAGGCUGUACCUAAGAAACGGGGACGAAAGCCAGGCGGCGGUGCUGCAGCAGCUGUUGCUGAAGUGAAAAAGAAAACAAUCAAGGAGCCGAUCAUCCAGGCAGUCCAGGAGACAGUAUUGCCCAUCAAGAAGCGCAAGACACGUGAGGCUGUCAGUAUAGAGAUCACCAAGCCAGCUCCUCCUCCUCCAAGCAACACAGGGGAGUGGAGUUCCAAAGGACAGCGAAUGGCUGCCAAGAGCCCAGGGCGUCGCAGCAAAGAAAGCAGCCCUAAAGGGCGGGGUGGCAACGCUGUGUCAACCCCUGCCCCUUCCUCUUCUCCCGGCAAGAAGGAUCAGCACCUCCCUCCCCAUCAGCCAUCUUCGGAGCCCCAGGGCACCUCCCCUGCUCAGUCCCCUGAAAGCCCUAAGGACAGCAAGAGCCUUCCAGCCGAGCCCCAGGACUUGAGCAGCAAGAGCUAUAAAGAGGAGAGGGCUCCAGAAAGUGAUGGCUGCCCUAAGGAGCCACCUAAGACUCAAUCUGGUGGCACAGCAGUGUCCUACAAACAUGAGCGCAAAGAUACUGUGUCGUCCUCCACGGCCUUGUCCCGGCCCACAAACAGGGACGAGGCCGUGGACACCAGGACGCCUGUGUCAGAGCGGGUCAGCUGACUUUGCGGGGGGUGAGUGAGCAAGUAAGCGCCAGAGGUAACAAAGAGAGAGAGACAGGCACUCUCAACCCCACACACCCAAAUGAGACUCCAGGCAGCUGCUGGGUAGAAUUCCCCUUUCCCACAAUGCCCUGGCUUUCAACCAAUCAGCUUACCCCCAAACUAUCCCUUCUCUGUGUCCCUCAUCCCCCCAUUUUUAAUACAGACAAGCACAGUGUGGGGUACAGAAACAUGCCUCCCAGGGCUGGAAGCCACUUUGCACUUUUUCUACAGAAUGGGGGCACCCUCUUCCCUCUUCCUUUUCCCCAUCUGCCAUGCUUUGCUGAGAAUACUACUGACAAGGCAAGCUGUUUGGCAGGGGAGAAAUAGCUUCAAACUCUGGCUUGUUGCCCUGAUCCUAUUUGCCCUCCACAUUAUAGAGGCCCCAUCAACAGAUCGGGUGGAGAGGGGCCCAUGUGUGUAUUCCACUCCACCUCCCUAGUGCCAUGUAACGUAGUUGUCCAGUCUUAGUUGGGAGUUCUGUAGUUUUCAGUAGGGUGUGUGCGCAUGUGUACACAUGAGAGAGAGAAAUAGGGUUGUGGUGUAUUGGGGAACUAAUAUCCCUCAUCUGCCACUUAGGCCAGCAAUUAGGAAGAAUAUCCUCUCCCCCCAAGUACAGCUCUGCUGCUAAGACACCACUGGGAUACUAGAUGCAGCUUUGUAUUAAUGUCCUCCUUUCCUAUGUCAAUCCUGAAAGGAGAGGCCUUUGAUUUCGUUGAAACAAUCUGAGUGUGCUGAACAGCAUGUGUGUGUAUGUUUCUCACAUGCUAAGAGUUAAAAUGAGACGUUCUUCCAGUUACUAUCGAUGAUGUUAGCUUAGGAAACUGUUUGCACUAAUGGAGGCCUUUGUCUACCUGUUGGGGGGCAGUGGCGUGAAAGAUGUACAAAGUGUGCCUGUGUGUAUUAGAUGGGGCAUUUGGACUGAACACUGGCUCACCUCUCCACUUUACUUCUGGGACAGGAAAGUAGCCCAAUGUGUGUAAAACUUCCUGUAAUUUUUUGUGGGGAUUGGUACAUGGCAGUGGCUGAAUUGAGAAGCCUAGUUGCUUCAAAUAAUUUCCCUAUGGUUGGCAACCAAGCUCUUCCAAGGCUGUUGAGCACAUAUCUCCUCACUCCCCAGGAAAGCAGGGCUCAGCAGAGGUGUAGCGUUUUAUUGUGUAUGAGACUUUGUCUGCAAUUAAGGUCUAUUUUUUUUUUCUUCCCAAGAGCAGAAAACUGCAGCAUUCAGUGGGGGAAGGGGAAGGGCACUGGCCAUCCUAGCCUGCUUGUUUUUGUUUAAGUGAAUAUGUAGCACAGAGGUAAUCUAGUGUCUCCCCCCACCUUUUCUGGACUGUAGCAAAUAAUUCAAUAAGAAGAAAGGAAGCCUGGGUCCAAGUCAGAACUCAAGGCAGGAAGUAGCUAUCUUGAAUAGCUUUCAUUUUUUUUUUGCAGUGGUGUGAAAUGAUAAAACAAGCCCCAUCUUGUUUCAAGGGUCUUUGAGGACCUAAUAGACAAAUACCCUGAUAUCUGUGAUAACAUUUUUAUUUAAAAAGAAAACCAGUACACUAAAACGAGUCACAGAAGGUACUACUUUUGUUCAGAGCAGUAGCGUUUUUCAGUCUAAAUAUGCCCCCUCUUCCUCUUCACAAGCUGUUACUGGGAGGAAAAUAGAGAUUCCUGUAAUGGCAUUUUUUUUUCCUUUCUGGUAUAGCAGUUUGCCUGGGAGAGGACAAAAUUUAGAACAGGAAAAUUAUUUUGAGGGGGAGGAAUAUUACCUUUUUCCUCAGCAUCAUUCUUCUAAGCAGAAUUGGAGUUCCUGCAGUUAUAUAUAUCUGUACGUGCACGCGCGCACACACACACACACACACACACACACGGAGACUGGCAGGAGUCAUGUCUGUCUGAGACCUUGGAGAGCCACAUUGGCAUAGAGGGUGACUUUUCUUCUCCACUCUUGCCUAUCUACCAGACAUUGGAAUAAAGAUGUCUCUGUGUAUAAGCAGCCAAAGUGAAGUUAUUAACCAUAGAAUAUGUUCUGUUCAUAAGAGAGAAGACUCCAUUUUCUCUGUGGGAAGACUGAUGAGAAUUAGCCCUGCAGCCACACAGGGAUUGUUUUUUUUUUUUUUCCUGAGCUUCUUACACUGUAAUCAGAAUUGAAAGUUUGAUAUUUUCUUCUCCUUAUCCUUGAUUUGCAGUAAGGUUGGGGCUGGCUUCUCAUUUUUCUUUACCAAGAAUAAAAGCAAAGCCUCCUACUUAGCUACUAGAAUUUGGGCUAUGCUCUGCAGCUAAAUGGUGGAUUCUGAAGUAUACUCUAUCUGAAAGCAUAACCAAUCUGAAAACUAGCUCAUUAUUUAUUGGAAUGGUGUCUCUGUUUUGAGAAGUACAUAUGGAAACCUGAUGGAAAAUGUAAAGAAGCACGCACAAGGGGGAAAAAAAACAGUGAAGGAGGAAAUUACUUUGCAACAACUUAAACUCUUAAGGGCUUUUCCUCAACAUUAAAAAAAAGGCACAAAUUUAUUUUGGUGGGGGAGGGGAGUCUCCUAUCCACAGUUUUCCAAACCACAGUGAAUAUCCUAGUCUGUGGGAAACUAGAGAUGGGAAAAAUACAGUAUACUUUGAUAUUCAGCUGCAUUUGGGAUUUUUAAUACAAGGCUUUGAGCUUGACUUGAGAGAUCUAGAGUGAAUUUCUGUCCCUCUUGCUCCAACUUCUAAGUCUGCAAAGAAAACCUUCCAUCGUUUAUUAAUUCUUCUAAGUUAUGAGAUGGUUUUAGUAAAUGGAAUAGAACCUUACAUUUCAUUCCACUUUGGGGUCACUGAUGUGACUUUUUUAAAAUAGUAAACAUACAGACAUAUGUCAAAAUUGAAAGUGUGAUGGAUACAAUUUGAUGUGGCUGAGAUUUGCAGAGCACUGCCUUUGGAAGUCAAAGUUUAAUUUUAUAGAUAGGACAUCAUGAAAUUUUCCACAGAGGAAUAUCACGGUAAAGCAGCUCUUUAGCGUGUCCAGCUUGAAACACAGAGCUACACCAAGAAUAAAAAAUGGUGGUAGCAAUCUUUCCCAUUGGAAAAUUGAUUUUCUUUGAAAUUUCAGUUGGCCUGGCUUAUAAUUGAAGGCCAAGCUGGAUGUAAUGGUAACAAAUCAGUUUAUAGUUUUAAAAAUCAUGUAAAGAGUCCAGAAUUCCUGUAGUUUUCUCCUAUAGCCUGAUACAUACAGGUGUUUGCAGGAUGAGAAGCAUUCUGAAGCUGGGCUUAGAGUGCUACUGUUACAAUGCAAACUCCACCCCUUUCAUGUAUGUGUGCAGUAUCACAACACUUGUACAUAAGGAGUGGAUCUUGUGUCACUAUGGUGUGAAAAUGCCUUCAUCUUUUGUUCCCCCAAUCCCCGCUGUGGAUACCUGCUGACAAAUAUUUUCAUUUAUACACACAUUCUUCUUGGAAGAUUCUAAUAACAGGAAUUAGAUUGGAUGGAAAAAGUGCCUGGGGAGAGGAUGAUGGAGGAAAUAGCAGACAUGGAGAAUGUUGCUUCCUAUAGCUGCCUGCAGCUUACGCUCUAAAAUACGGACCCACACUUCCAGUUCAGACAUAAUAGAACAAGCUUAUGGCUAAGCAAACAAGUGUGUUGUGUCAGUUUAGUCCUGUUCCCUAUACUACAGGGCAUUGCUGCAUUCCAGUAUCUUUUUAGGAUUCAUAAUACUGUAGUAUACAGCUGAGACUACAAAUGGAGCUGUAGCUCUUCAGGAAAUAUACUCAGCAUUUGAAGUUUUUAGCAUUUGAACCUUCUGAACUUAACAUACCCAUAGGCAGAUCUCCUCUAGUUUACUACAGUAUUGGGAGUAUUAAAAGCCUCAUGCCUUCCUGGUUAUUUGGCAAAGAUAAUUUAGAAAACGUAGCUUUUGCUAUCAUAAGAGGAGCUCUGGCACUCUCCCAGCCAUGUACCUUCAAAAAGGUAUAGGUGACUGCUUUAUGUAAAAAGGUGGCAACCCUUUGCCAUGUCCUUUCCCAGCUAUCUCUUGAUGCCCAUUGUUGAGGCAGACAGCUGCCCUCGAAAUACCUCUCCCUCCCUUUUUUUUUAAAAAAUAUUUUCAUGGGAGAGAAUAAUGCACUUUAAAGUCAAGAGAGAAUAAUAUUCUUUCUUGCUUGUUUCCUAUUUGGGUGGACAAUAGAGCCACAAGCCCAUUGAGACCACAUGAUUUUGACAGUGUCUUGCAAAUAAGUGAGAAGAAUGGGUUUAAUAUGGAGUCAGAUGGGGAUAUUAAAAGAAGCUUCAAAAAUUGAGAUUUUUGUCAACUGAAGUUGCAUAUCUUUAGUUUUAAAGUAUACCUAUGAACAUGUAUGGGAUUUGAAACAUAAAUCCAAAUUAGAAUAGCAGUACUCAUAUAUCAGCUAAAAGCAUUCUCAUAUUGUAAUUAUUCUAAUCUACCAUUACCUGGAUUUGAAAAGCUUGUAAGACCACAGGGUUGUUUUUUUAAAUCUCAAGUGUCUCUACAUUCCAAACAAGUCAAAAGGUGGCACCUUUAUACCAUUUCCCUUCCUUGAGUUGUGAUGUAAGGUGGGAAGUUGAAGGUGCAUUUUGUCAGAGCCAAACUAGAUGCUUGUGGGCAGACCAGGAUUGCUGCUAGACUGCUACAAAGUGAUUGUAAGAGGGGCAGUUUUGCACCAGAGAAGCAGCAGGCAAGCAAAAAGUGUUAAUUCUGCUUGCUCUUUUUCUAACUCCCCCUGCCUUCCUCCCAGCAGAUAAACAUUUCUUUGCUGCAUCUGGCAUUCUUCGUGCUCCACUUUGCAGCUGGUUACAGACCUGGGUCUUCCACCAAAAUCUAGUUCAACCCAAAGAAAGGAUUGAGAAAGUAGAGCAAAAGUAUGGACAAGAGGGAAUAAUAGAAGUCUGGCCUCUUCCCACCAUUCCUUCUAAAGAUGCUGUUGGAACUAGCUGCUUUUCCAGAGUGAAUUACAUCCGUAGUAGCUUGGCUGGCAAUCUGAUUGCUUAUUUACAGGGUUACAAAGUUUUGUCUCCAAAGUGAAUAUCUUUAUCUGCCCACUUCCACCCAGCUCAUCCUCAAGACACAUGUGGAUAGUGCCUGGAGUUUGAGAGACUGUGCAAGAGGGAUUUACCUUGUUAGCAUUGUGAACCACCUGAUGUUUCUGUGUCAAGUGAAAAUAAACUUCUUGUCAGUUUCAAUUAUUAUCCAAUAAUGUGUAGAGUUUAACGUUAGACCUAAAUCUUUUUUGUUUGGGGAUUUAAUUUCUGUUUUGUGUGUGUGUGUGUGUGUGUGUGGUGUUUUUGUUUUUUUUAAGGCACCAAGUAGACACAGAAAAAAUUGUCUGAUUUUAUAUAUCUGUAUAUUGCAUUAUAAAUGAGCGGUAGCUUUUUUUUCUUCUGCUUAUUGCACCACUACCAAAUAAGGAUAACAGACUGACAAGCAAGGAAUGGUAUGGUCUGUUGAGAAAUUAUUACAUGUCAUUUUCUUUACUGUUAUUCCUAAUGUUCAGUAUCAUAGGGCAAGGGAAAACACCCUUCACAAUUGCCUGCCAGUAAAUUUUUGUCUAUGCCAGAGCAGAAGAUAUGUUUAGCUGGGCUGUGUUCUUACACUUUUGGAAGGAGAUUUCCUUUUUUGCCUCAGUGAGUUGGAAAAAUAACAGGAUGGUUGCAUAUAGCCAACAUUUUGAUUUUAUUUUUUUGCACUCAAAUCAACUUGUGGGGAAGGGCAAUUACUUGGGUUUGGGAUGAUGAAGUGGGGAAAACAUGGAGUAUUUGGUCUGUAUUGUGACUAACCUCCAUAAAAAUAUUUUCAAUAGAACUUGAGCCUAACAUUAUUGGCAUGAUUUAGUUCUGUCAGCUGUGACUACUUUGAUGGUGAAACAACUUAGUCUGGUAGUGUAAUUUUUGGAAAACUACUAUUGGUCCUAAACUGAACUUCUUAGUGCUUUUCCUUCUUUUUCUUCAUAGCAAAGUUCUUACCUGGUUUCUCCUUCCUCCACUUUCACUGUUUUCAGAGCUAGCAUUUCUCCUGCCACUCCUUUUAACUUUGUGCAUUGCAUGCCAUCUGGCAUAAAUUGGAAGCACUCCACAAUAGCAUGUUCCUUCCAUUGGCUGAAAACCUGCCCCUUGCUUCUCUUCUCUCCCCUCUCUUCCCUGCAUGUUCAGCAAAAGUCUAGGUCUGAUUUCCAAAGACAUCAUGUCUUCAUGGGUCAGUAUUUCACUGCAUCCAGAUGUGGCUCCAGGAAAGAAAAGGGUGUGAACAAAGAAGGGACAUGGCAAAUUCUUGGCUGGGGAAGUGGGGAAGUGAAGUAUUGAACUCUCGCUACUGUUCACAGUAUUUUUAAUUCAGAGAGAAUGAAUUACCAGUUUUUCAGAUUGGACUUUCCCCUUUCUCCUCCUCCUAGCGCUGCUUAUGCUUGCAUGAGUGAUAGCUGAGAUGUUUAGUCUGUGUCACACUUAAUAAUUUUGUAUUAAAGCUUUCAAGUUUUGUUGGCAUCUUUGACAUUAGGGCCCAACUAGCAUUCAUCAAAUCAAAGGCUGAUGUGUUUGGAAGCAGAUCAUAAAAAGAAAAGCUUGCUAGCACUUUACUGAUACAGUUCUCAUCAUAUCCCAAAAGGAACCAUUAGAAAGAGGACCAAAUAUGACAGUUUCCGGUCUGCCAGCUUUCACUUGCAAGUUGUGGAAAUCAGCAAUAUCCGCUCAGAGUAGCAGCUCAAAUUUGCCGUUCUUCCAAAAGCAAAGACCGAGCACAGAUUACACUUCUUGGGGGACAGUGUAACUGACUAUAUUCUUCCUAACUGAGGUUGGGAGAGAGAAUUUCCCAGUCUGUAAAUUGACAUGCAGAAGAGUUUUCUUCCAAGUAUGGUUUUCCUUCUCCAAGCCAUGUAGAUGGGCAGUUAUGUAUUACCUGCAUGAAGUGGCGGAUGAGUUGGAAAUUGAUUGAUUGAUUUUCUUUCUGAGUGCAAAAAAAAAGCUGCAAAGUCUUUCUUCCCUUUAUUGUACAGGGGGAGGAAUUCCCUUCUCCUGCUUCCAUAAAUCAACAUGCCACUUACAUUAAACCAACUUCCUUCUGCUUCACAAUUCAGUAGUGAUCACUAUAUGACCAAAUAUUACAAGGACUGUUAUUAGAUGUAUGCUGAGUGCUUGCUACCGUGUACAGCUCUUAAUCCUCACAUAGCCAACUAACUCUCUAGCCAGUGGCAUUUUUUUCCUUAAAAAAAUUCCAGAGACACAGAAUUUGGGGGUGGGGGGUGGGAGUUGUCUUUAUUUUAUUUCAAAUAGUGUUUUUUUCUGGGAGGGGGAUGGGACAGAAAAGAACUGUGGUGUUUGAGACUCUCAUUGUGUGUAGGGUUUUAUCUCCCCACCCUGAAAAAAAGGAAUGUCAAUGAAAACCUUUUGUGUGUGUGUGUGUGUGUGUGUGUGUUUAUUUUAAUGGUCCACGAGUAUGUAUCGUGAACAUUUCUGUAAAGUAAUUGUUCCAGGCACAAAUGCUUCAAAUGUGAGUGUGUCAAAUACCUGUAUAUAUUUUAAAAGGGAGGAAAGGUAUAUACUUUUAUUUUUGUCUUACCAUUGGCAGUAGGGAGAAAAGGGUAGUUUAGGUAGUUUUUUUUUUAACAACUUCCCAGGGUAUUUUGUAUGCUUCAAUUUCUAAUAAUCUACUAUCAGAAGUCAGUGUAGCAAAGCAAUUAGAAUAUGCUUAGAUUCCUUCAUUGAAACAUUCAUUUGGCUAGAAUGUAAUGGUAAAAAUACCAAACGAAAUCCAGGAGGAACUUGCAUCAUAAAACUUAUAUUUUUAAUAAUCCACCACCAGAAGGCAAUAUAGGAAAAAAAUGAGGUGGUGCUGUAGAUUCCUUCACUGAACACUCAUUACAAGAGGAGGAAUAAAAUAGCAAAUCAGGAGGAUCUAGCACCAUAAGCGUAUUAAAGAAGAAUGCAUUGAAGCUCUCCAAAAUUCAUAGUUAGCACCCUAUUAGUUGGGCUGUGUGUGUACUAAGGAUCGCCACACUAAUAUUUUUAAUGCCAAGAAAUCACUAUUGAUCCAUAUGAAUGAUCCUUCCACACUAAACCUCUAAUUUUAGGAAAAUAAAUAUUAAACUUUCCACUGAGAUUAAAUAGAGCUUUCUUGGCUCUUUUGAAGAAUCUGAAACAAUAUACUUCAUUGUGUACCCCUACCCAUAGUUCCUGAGCACACUUUGCAUUUGUUUGAUGCAUUUUUGGGACAAUUACUUUUAAGAAUUCUGAGUAGAUUGUUUAAUAAAACUUAAAAAUUGAUUGCUCUUUUUGUAGGUUUUGUCUACAGCCAAAAAAAAAAAAAGACUGAAAGCACUGACUAUAUUUAAAGAAAAAAGAAAAAAAAAGAAAUUUAAUAAAGGAAAAUUUGUAUAAUUUCAGUAAGAAAAUAACAAAAUCCGUCUGAAUGUACAUGUUUAAAAGAAAUCCACCAAAACCCCUCCCUACCCUUGUAUCCUAUUUAUUAUAUAAAACGUUUGCCUUAUAAAUUUACAAGAAAAAGUCCUUUCUUUAUGAGUGUCUCUAUCUUUUGUUGUUGUUAAAAACAAGCAUUUUCCUCUUCCUUUUGGGGAAAAAAUACUGUGGAAACUGCAUAUAUAUAUGCAUUCAUAUAAAAGAAUAAUUUAUAUUUUUAUGUUAAAAAAUACAUGCAGGCCCAGUUUUAGCACUCAGCAUGCAUUCUACACAGUAAUCUAGUUGCAUCUCAUGUUGGUAAGUACUGUAUUCUGUGCUAGAAUUGGAUUAUAAACCUAUGUAAAUGUUACAGAUCUGUUUGAGCCUUUUAUUACCGAGGUAGAAAUGUUCUGCCCUGCCAUUAAAAUAUAAUAUUUUUUUCUC